Ostertagia ostertagi is the source of this 2307-nucleotide messenger RNA. The record is from the annotation of a GenBank genome assembly. Lineage: Eukaryota; Metazoa; Nematoda; Chromadorea; Rhabditida; Trichostrongylidae.
AUGGAGCAGAGCCAGACUUUGGCCAGCAGUGAACAGUCCGAGGAUUCACACCGGCUGACCAGGGUGAGUGGAUCAGACUUUGACGUAGUAAGAGUGGGAGAGGAGCUCGCCAAAGUUGUGAGAAAGUUUAGAAAUAUACCCGAACUAAUUAAAGAAGAGCUGGAGGGAGCUAGAAUUGCAGGGAAGUAUAGGGGUCAACUGGAAAGAGUGUUGAAUGAGCAGAUAAAUGGAGCAUGUCAAAUGCUAGAAGAUAUGAUACAGAAUGUGAGUAAUUAUCGACAGUUUGGAAGGGGACUGUUUGAUACGUUGCGGUCAAAGGGUAUUGAGAGCAUGGACGACCUGAACGAUUUCAUGAGCACUACAGAAAUAGAUGGUGAAGUGGUAGCAACUAUGUGCGCCAUAUUUAACAAAGAUGUUUCGCAGGCUCGCGAGGUACUUGGUGAGACGAGAACAAACUUGACAAGUCGUGCGACUCCGACUGGAAGAGCCUGCGCGCCGCACUGGAAGCCGCUUUCGGAGCACUGGGACGAAGACACUCAUCAUCAGGAUCAAGGUCAGGAAGCAUUAAGUUUCAUGGCGAUGAUGCAGGCUAGUGCUUGUGUCAACCCAGGGGUUUACAGAGGGAAACGUUCCGAGUGUUUCGAUGAAUUUAUUCGAGGAAGACUGAGAGCGCUGACUGAGCUGAGAAACUUGAAGCGUAGGGCAGGGCAAAGCGUGUCGGAGUUUUGUGUAGUACUCGAGAAGCUGGGCCGUCAGGCGAACCCGUCGUGUGACGUAAGGGAUAGGUCCAUGGAGUACGCACAAAUACUCCUUGAAAAUUUGUCGGACUGGCCGGAGCAGAUACAGCUCAUGAGUGCCUUGUAUAGGGUGGACCCUAAAGAUGCAUACGAUGCCGUCAAGCAGUUGGCACUCACAAUUGAGCAAUCGAAGUUGAUGUUUGGGGCGCCAGAUACCAGGCCCAAAGGAGAAAAAGGGGACUGGCGAAAGCGUUUCGUAGCAUAUCAGGGAGAAGAGGUAGGAACAAGUGGCUGUCGAGGCAAUGCUCCAAACCAAGCAUUUGAACGAGUUCAUAGGCGACCAGUUAGUCCGGAAAUGGAAGUGAGGAGACCCAACUUCAGAGGCGAACUGACUCAUCACGAAGGACGUGAGCUGAGAACAGUAGCGAGUGAAAGUAGGCCUCCCACUCACGGGAGUAGGGAACAGCGUAAAUGUUACAACUGUUCCAAAGUAGGCCACAUUGGACGAGACUGCCCCCUGAAGAAGCCAAGGGUUAACCAGAUAGCGGAGGCACCGAAGCCAAAAGAAAUGAGGGGAGGUCACGAUAGCAUGUCGCAAAUGAUUCAUAGGGCACGGAGCCUUGGCAUACGAGUUAAGGAGGCCGGUAAAGGACUAUUGGUAGAUGAGAUUUGGUCAGCAUGGGCCAAGAUGCUGUCAACCCGAGUUAGGGCGGUUCUCGACACAGGGUCUAUGAUCAGCAUCAUACCAAUAAAGGUAUUGGCCCAGGCGCAAAGUAGUGGCUUUGACGUCGAUAGCCUGGAACUGAUACAUGAUGCGGCAAUGAUCCCAGUCUAUGACGCAUCAGGUAAUCGCAUUGAGUCCAUGGGUGCAGUGAAGAUCGCUGUAGAGCUAGAAGGAGGAAAAAAGGCUGAGGUAGCAUUCCAUGUGCUGGACUCAAAGGAGGAAGAGAUUCUGCUGGGUACUAAUUCACUGGAAUGGUUGGGUGUGCACCUACAGUUGUCGCCGGAAGAACAGGAAGACGAGGUAGAGGCAACUAAAGGGAAGGUGAUAGUUGCAAAAAGGGCUUACAUUGCCCCCAGGGCGGCUGCCAUUGUCUCGGCUCGGUGUGAAGGGCACAGCAGCAAGGACGAUCGCAUCAUUAUGGCCUCAAUAAAGGGUCAGGAGGUGGACAUGCCCAUAAUAAACAAUAGUGAUGACCCCAUAAUAUGUAAGGAAGGCGACGAGAUAGGCCAAUGGGGAACAGAAAAGUGGCGUGAGGGUUGGGAAGACUUGAACCCACUCAUGCUGGAUAGCACACUCCCCGAAAUGAGUGUGGAAGAAAGGAGGAGUUUGCUCCACAAACAGAUCCAAGAGGCAGCAAGAGUGGAAAGGCUGAGUGAAGACAUUGAAUCGGUCUUAGACGAGUUCCCUGAGGCCUUUUCUGUUUGUGACCGAGAGCUUACUGGGACUGAUGUGGUUGAAAUGAAUAUCGAUACGGGAGACAACAAACCCAUCAAAAUGAAGGCAAGGCCUGUCCCAUUAGGCAUGCGUAAGAAAUUGAAAGGAGCUUCUAGAAGAUUUGGAGAAUAG